Acytostelium subglobosum LB1 is the source of this 924-nucleotide messenger RNA. RefSeq lists its product as hypothetical. The transcript is spliced from 3 exons. The record is from RefSeq and is a predicted model, not a curated record. The coding region runs from base 1 to 924 and encodes 307 amino acids. Lineage: Eukaryota; Evosea; Eumycetozoa; Acytosteliales; Acytosteliaceae.
AUGCCCACACCCAUUCGCAAGAGUCCCGCACCCAGCACACCGCCACCCAGCAUACAACGGCGCGGAGGUAUUGGCAGUCGCGGGUCGUUGGGCAGCGGCAGCGGUAGUAGCAGUGGCGUCACCACCCCGACCAACAGGCUGAAGCGCAAGACGGUGGACAGCAAGCCCAGCCUGGACGAGUUCUUCCAAUCCAUUCUGGUGUUCCAUUGCAUUGAGUGCAGUGCAGUGGUGGGCGAUUCGACCAUGCUGGUGGACGAGGCAACCGAGCAACAGGAGCAAUACAUGCUGGCGCAUCACUGUUACCUAAUGUCCAAGGUUGCUCAUAAUGUUUUGGAGUCUACAACAGAUGGUGAGGAGAUAGAUGAACAUGAGCAUGUCAACAACAACAACAAUAGCAACAACAACAACAUUAUACUACUAUCUUGUCCAAUAUGUCAUAAUCCACUUGGACGUCGAUACACAUCCAUUGCCAGCGACUCUGAGCAAGGCUACCUCGCCAACCUAUUCAUCAUCGACAAUCAUUCAAUAUCAUUCUACCAGCUUGGCUCCGGAAAGGACUCGGCACCAUACCCCGAUCAAACAAAGCAACUACCAGCCAUCAGUAAUCCACCGCUACUUCUAGAGAAUCAAUAUGUAUCAAAGGGAUCGAUUGGAUAUCUGAAUGAUAGAGUGAUCACAUUGGAGACACAUCUAGAUUCACUACUAGAGUUGUUUGGUGAAUACAUUGAGGAGCAGUCGAGCAAAGAAUCAAUGUCGUCAUCGUCAGCAUCAGGAUCAAGUAGUAACAAAGAUGAUGUUAUAGUCGUCUCGGAUGAUGCAACAUCGCCAACUACUACCACCACUACCAACACCAGUAGCACCUCGCCAACAAGGAACCUUCCAAUGUCUGCUACCAAGAAGCACAAGGCGACGCCAGGUGAUUAA